AUUGCGUGUGUUUCACACAAAUACAUUUUUAAAAUUCUUUGACUAUAACUUUUUAGUGUUCUGGUUUCAUGAUUCCCUUUGCUUUUCCUCUGGUUUAAUCACUGUCUCUCCUUCCGUAUUUAUCUGACUUUCUUCUGUUCCUCUUUUCGCUGUAAUUCCCAAAAAUCUCCUCCCUUUUCAGAAUCUAGAGAGAGAGAGAGAGAGAGGAAUGUAUGUGAGAGAGAAGAAGAGCCCCACCAUAAAGUUUACAUUUUCUCUUUUUUUUUUUAUGCUUUCAUUUGUAUAAAAGACACACUAAUCCACCUCUCUAGCUUCUCACACCAUUCCAUCUCCUUCCUCCCUCUUCUGUCUUUCGGAGAUUUGUUCUGUCGCGUGAACAAGUUGUCGACUUUCGGACAUACACUUACUUCCUUGUCGGAAUCUCUUUCUUUCGGUCCAAGAACAGCAAUUUUCUAUUAAAAAAACAUAAUGGAGGGUUACACAAGAAACUGGUUUCACGAUGGCAAAGCCUCUGUUUACAACUCCGAAGAGAAGAAACUCGAGCUAAAGCUUGGUCCCCCUGGUGAAGACGAAGAUGGUUCAUCGAUUAUAAGACACAUCAAGAAAGAACCAAAAGACAAAUCUAUCCUCUCUCUCGCUGCCAACCACUUCUCUUCUCCUUCUUCCACCACCACCAACAAAACCACAUCUCAGAAAAGAACUGCUCCUGGUCCAGUGGUGGGUUGGCCUCCGGUUAGAUCAUUCAGGAAGAACUUAACAAAUGGAAGCUCUUCAAAGCUUGGAAACGAGUCCACCUCCAAUGAAGUGGUCCUCAAGAACCAGAAGUGUGAUGAUGAUAAUGGCCGAGAAAAGCCAAUGGGAGCAAAGAGGCAAGGAGGCUUGUUCGUGAAGAUCAACAUGCACGGCGUUCCCAUUGGUCGUAAAGUCGACCUCAAUGCACAUAAUAGCUAUGAACAGUUGUCUCUCACUGUCGACAAGCUCUUUAGAGGUCUUCUUGCAGCCCAAAAAGAGUCAUCAUCAUUUGGAGAAGAAGAGAAACCAAUCACUGGGUUGUUGGAUGGGAAUGGAGAAUAUACUCUUACUUACGAGGACAAUGAAGGAGACAAGAUGCUUGUAGGAGAUGUCCCAUGGCAUAUGUUUGUAUCUUCGGUGAAAAGGCUGCGUGUGAUCAAAACCUCUGAGAUUUCUUCAGCAUUAACAUAUGGAAAUGGAAAUGGUAAGCAAGAGAAGAACAGAAGCUGAAGAAAUUAACUUUCACAGCUUAAUGAAGUAGGGAUGGUUUUUAUUUUUGCUUUUGCCUUUUUUUUUUCUCAACUCUGAUGAGUUUUGUGGUAUUUGAAAUGUGUUUCUAAUUCAAGUCUGAUGUACAUUCUGGUGUGUUACAUCUUCUUUUGAGAAUUUCAUACAUGAGUUUUCUUGGAACUCUAAACCAGACAAAUGAAAAAAUAUGGUUUUGGUUCUUGAGAGUAUGUUACAUAUACUACUUUUCAGUCA
Raphanus sativus (radish) is the source of this 1494-nucleotide messenger RNA. Its product is annotated as auxin-responsive protein IAA18. Gene Ontology annotation, biological process: regulation of DNA-templated transcription. Bases 469 to 1242 code for a protein of 257 amino acids. The transcript has 5 exons. Lineage: Eukaryota; Viridiplantae; Streptophyta; Magnoliopsida; Brassicales; Brassicaceae. The record is from RefSeq and is a predicted model, not a curated record. Gene Ontology annotation, molecular function: protein binding. Gene Ontology annotation, cellular component: nucleus.